Messenger RNA from Camellia sinensis, 597 nucleotides. NCBI's taxonomy places the organism in Eukaryota, Viridiplantae, Streptophyta, Magnoliopsida, Ericales, Theaceae. The record is from RefSeq and is a predicted model, not a curated record.
AUGAAGAUUUUAUCUUGGAAUGUUAGAGGGCUGGGAAGGCCAGAAAAAAGAGGAAAUAUAAAGAGCUUGGUGAGGGAGAGAUGUGUUGAUGUGCUCUUUCUUCAGGAGACUAAAAGAAGCUCUAUGGAUGAUCAUUUUGUGAAAACUAUUUGGCCUUAUGAAGAAUUGGAAUUUCUGUUAGUAGAUUUAGAAGGAAGUGCUGGAGGCCUUUUGUGUAUUUGGAAGCCACAAGUCUUCGAGCUUAAGGGCUGCUGCAGCAGCAGCAAAAAUUUCAUCAUAUUAUCAGGUAUGUCUAGUAAUUCUUUUCAGUGCACUCUUGUGAAUAUCUAUGCUCCUAAUGAGGUUCUUAGGAGGAGACAGUUAUGGGACUCUCUGGUGAGUAUCCACCAACAUUUUCCAAACCCGUGGUGUGUGGGAGGGGACUUCAAUGAGAUUAGAUAUAUGGGUGAGAGGAAAUGUUGCUCAUCUAGAGAAAGGGGGAUGAAGGACGUUAAUGAGUUUGUGAAAAAAUUGGAAUUAAUUGAUAUGCCUUUGCUAGGUAGGCAGUAUACUUGGUGCAAUGCUCUGGAUGGGAAUAUGUGGAGUAGGAUUGGAUAG